AUGGCCCAUGUUGACCAGUCCGAAACGGGGGUGAUCCGGCGUCUGCAAACCAUUGUUGGCGAGGGAGAAGAUAUUGGCAAGGUUCUCAAGAAACGUGUUCAAAUAAUCAACGUCUGGCGGCCGCUGAACGGCCCCGUCCAAGCUUGGCCCCUGGCCUGCAUAGAUUACCGGACCUCCAAAUCUUCGGACAUGCAUGCGUGCGAUCUUCUCAAGGGCGAGCUUAAGCCACGAGGCCAUACGGUGCUAUUUACGCAUUCAGAAGAGCAGAAAUGA
Messenger RNA from Anthostomella pinea, 273 nucleotides. NCBI's taxonomy places the organism in Eukaryota, Fungi, Ascomycota, Sordariomycetes, Xylariales, Xylariaceae. The record is from the annotation of a GenBank genome assembly.